AUGGCAGACAAGGAGGCUAGUGCAAAUAGGGCACCAAAACUUGCGAGCCUACACCUCUCUGAGGAGACACAUGGCGCUGAGGAGAGAGAUGGCGCUGACUUGGGGAGUGACUUGUCCUUUGACAUCGAAAUUGAGAUCACAGAACUGGGUCUGAUGGCAACUGGAGAUGGUGCUGGUACUGGAGAUAGCCAUGCGCUUAGCCAUGGCAGUACAGAAUUUCAAGGUUCAGGCCCAGGAGAUGGUGGUGAAUGUAGUGAUGGUGAUGGGGCUGGUGCCGAUGACAGUGAUGGAGGCCAAACGCAUCUUACCGGCCUGGAGAACUUGGCCUCUGCUGAAAGCAACGUAGUCAAAAUGGUCUACUAUGACAUACAGGAAGAACAUGAGGUGGAGUUCAUGGAGGAAAAUAGUGAUGAAGAAGAAGAGCCUGAGGUAUGUGUCCAGCCCAUCGGGACCAUCGGCGGGCACAAUAUGUUUAAUUACACCAGGUCACUAGAGGAGUGGCUAGCCUCGGAGACAUCUGCUCUCCCGAGGCCUCGCUGGAAAGUCAUUUCUGGGCUGCGGGACAGGCAAUUGGGAUCAAGUCCUCGCUUUGUGUACGACGCCUGUGGGGCAAGAGCCUUUGUCCAGCGCUUCUGCCUCCAGUAUUCUCUUGAAGGCCAUGUACAACGUGUGAACACUGUGCACUUUAACCAGCGUGGGACCCUCCUGGCCAGUGGCAGUGAUGACGUGCAUGUGAUUGUGUGGGACUGGGUACAUAGGAAGCCAUUACUGAACUUUCCUAGUGGCCACCAAAGUGAUGUCCUGCAGGCUAAGUUUCUUCCUAAUUGUGAUGAUUCUACGUUGGUCCUGUGUGGCAGUGAUGGGCAGGUACGGGUGGCACACCUGUGCGCAGUGCCUUCCACCAUUACUGAGCAUUUGGUGAGGCAUAGGGGAGCAUCUCACAAGUGUGCUCUUGAGCCAGACUCUCCUUUUAAGUUCCUCACGUGUGGUGAAGAUGGUGUUGUGUUCAACAUUGACCUCCGACAAAGACCGCCAGCUUCAAAAUUACUGGUAGCCAAAGAAAAUAAUACAAAAGUGGGACUGUAUACAAUCUAUAUGAAUCCUGCUAAGAUCUACCAGUUUGCAGUGGGUGGAGAAGACCAGUAUGUAAGGAUUUACGACCAGAGGAAAUUUGAUAACAGAGAGAACAAUGGAGUGCUCAAGAAGUUCUGUCCUCAUCACUUGGUCCACAGAGAAUACCCACCAUACAUCACCUGCCUUGUGUACAGUCACGAUGGCACAGAGCUCCUAGCCAGCUAUAAUGAUGACGACAUCUACCUCUUCAAUUCCUCAGAUGGUGGUGGAGCUAAGUACCUUAAGAGAUACAAGGGACACAGAAAUUAUGCCACAGUGAAAGGUGUCAAUUUCUACGGCCCCAGAAGUGAAUUUGUGGCAAGUGGUAGUGACUGUGGACACAUAUAUAUAUGGGAAAAAUCGUCCUGCCAGAUUGUUCAAUUCUUGGAGGCGGAUGAGGGAGGAACCAUAAACUCUAUUGAUCCUCAUCCUAACCUACCUGUGAUGGCAAGCAGUGGCCUCGAUCAUGAAGUAAAGAUCUGGGCACCCACAGCUGAAGCUCCAACUAAGCUUGCUGGGAUAUGGGAUUUCCUUCAGAGUAACAGGUGGAAGCAAGAUGACUUUACCAUGCAGUGUACUCCACUGUACAACAGCCAAAUUUUUUGGCCCUCCACAGAUCACAUGACCCAGCCUUCCUGGCAGCCUUGGAAUACUCCUACAUUUGGUGACAAUGAUGUGAACUUAGAUUUCACAGAUUCUUCUAGAAGCUCUGAAGAGGACGAAAUCCAAGAGUGA
Messenger RNA from Jaculus jaculus (lesser Egyptian jerboa), 1848 nucleotides. Its product is annotated as DDB1- and CUL4-associated factor 8-like. Gene Ontology annotation, molecular function: protein binding. NCBI's taxonomy places the organism in Eukaryota, Metazoa, Chordata, Mammalia, Rodentia, Dipodidae. Gene Ontology annotation, cellular component: cytoplasm; Cul4-RING E3 ubiquitin ligase complex. The transcript has a single exon. Bases 1 to 1848 code for a protein of 615 amino acids. The record is from RefSeq and is a predicted model, not a curated record.